CACACCAUCACCGAUGCCGCCUACACUCAAAAGACGAGCAAAACGCUACACCCAGCCCAGUGGGCCCGUGCGGUCCAACACAACAAUUUUGCAGACGAGGUCCCCGUAUGUUCCAGCAGUCAACUCAUCCUGCUCAACUUCGUCGAUGCUUCUAUACUCAGUAAAUUGGAACUUCCCACGUUAGACGGAAAGAUCCUCGAGUAUCCGGAUUUCUCGUAUCUAGUAUCUCGGUUUGCAACCUUGGUCGGCAAUAAGGUCCAACUCGACGACACGACGAAAUUCGCCGUUGAAAUCGUGUCUGCGAAGUCGCGCUCUUCAUGCAGUGCAAGGACUUUCUAUGACUCCCAACAAAUACAAGGUCGCUAUGGACAUCCUGGCCACUCACUUCGACGACAAAGUAACUAUGAAACGUAUUCUCUACACCAAGUUGUCACAACUGCCGGAUUGCGAUUCAGAUUCCCCAAUCUUCAAGCCCUGUAUGACCAGAAUUUCGCCUCUGUUAGACAGUUCGCGGAAGACGGAAAUGACCCGAACGAAACCCGCUUAGGAGCAAUCCUGCUCAGCAAACUUCCCGCCAGAUUCGCAAGGAAGCCGCACUAUCAGAAAUGGACUAUCACGCACGUGCGAGCCAUUAUCCUUCGAGUUACGAGUUUCAUGUCAAAUCCCAAGCGAAUCCUCAGCACUUUUCAAACUCAAUGCAGAAAAGGAAAGAAUGCCCCAUGCCACUGUCAAAAUUCAAAUCACACUUCUAUCGCCUGCGAUACUUUCCCAACUCCACGUGAUCGAAACCGUCGAGUCGAACAGCUACAUUUAUGCUACAGCUGUCUCUCCAGUCAACACGGUCUGGAAGCUUGCACAUCCAAACAAUAUAGCAAAUUCUGCGGAAGACGUCAUCACUCAUCGCUAUGCCUCAAACACUCCAAUGUUCGAAUCAAGAAAGGGAGCCUUCACAAGCUCGCCACCCCUUCACCCCUCGUCAAUCCUCGCUGCGAGCUCCGGUGUUUCACCGAAAGAAACCAAACACAUCCUCGUCAGCCGAGGCCAAUAUGGUCCCAAUUGUUAGCAGACCCUCCCAUCAGAACCAAGACAUUCAUCAAAGGAAACAUCUGCCAUGGCAUUUUCACAGGCACAGGUCCCACCCAAUCGUACAUCACGUACAUCACAGGCGAACUAACCCAGCGAGGAAAACACCUUCGAGUGAAAUCUCUGCCUACCUUAACAGAACAUUUGAGGCAUGCACACCCGUCUGAUACGAAGAACGGGAAGGUUGCGAUAUCGUCAUGCAAACCAUUCAUAUUGAUCGGAAAUGACUACUUUUGGAAUACUGUCUUGUCAAAUGAUUUCUACUACGAAACACUGCCGAAUGGCUAUAGCAUGCUUCACACCAGUGUCGGGAACAUUCCUUUUGCAAGACUUUGA
Molecule: messenger RNA, 1419 nt
Organism: Ostertagia ostertagi
Lineage: Eukaryota; Metazoa; Nematoda; Chromadorea; Rhabditida; Trichostrongylidae
Source: the annotation of a GenBank genome assembly